AAAAAAGUUGGGAGAAAAUCACCAGCACUAGGGAGACCCCUGUAGACUCACAUAAUACCCAAUUGUUGUUGGCAACUUCCAACACACUUUGUGUCUACAAGCUGAGGCCCUGGAUGCUUCUUUGACCGUCGUUAUUUUUAUCCCUUGAGUAUAGUAAGUCUGUGUCCAAAUGAAAUCGUCCAAAAAGUCGGACAACUCCAGCAGCGGGGGGAUCAUGAACUCUUUGAUGGGAAGCAUGAGAAAACCAUCAAAGCAGCCCUCCAUAGACAAUCUCUCCCGGUAUGCGUCGAGAAUUUCAGCAAGCAGUGACAGACACAGUGAAAAACAUCCCAACGAAUCACCAACUAAAAGCUCAUCAAAUGGCUUUUUCUCGAGGUCCAGACAAUCUAGUGAAACUGCCAGUAUGGAUUCCUUGUCUAAAGUGAGUACAAAUGCUAGUUACAAUACUCCAUCCACCACAUUCCACAACUUAUCACAGUCUCACGCAAAGAAAAUAUCUGGUGUUGGGUUUAGGAAAGCUCAUAGACACACAAUCUCAGAUGAGUUCGUGUUAGAUCCACCAGACGAUCCAAAUGAAAUUGAGCAUAUGUUUACAGAAGUCAUGCAAACAAGAGAUUUUGAAAGCUUACCAGAGAAAGCUAAAACUGAAAUGUUGAACUACUCAAUUGAGAGGAAAUGGAUGCUUAUCCGUCAACAAAAACUCACUGAAUAUAAAAGACAGAGGUUGAGAGAACUUCCUGAUCCUAGAUCUCCAACAAAAACGAAGACCCAAUUUCAAUUGCAGAUGCAAGCACAAACCGAACCGAUAAAUUUUAUUACUUUACUACUCAACAAUAGCAUUAGUGUGGAGCAACUGAAAGAAUUGGAAGUUUAUUUAACAUCAGAAGAUCUAAAUUGGAUGAAAGAGUUUCUCAAUCAGGAUGGUGCAGUGUGCCUUUGUAAUGUUUUGAAUAAUCUUUACAAAACCAAACCUUUGUUACUACCAGCAACAACAGUGAAAUCAAAAUUGUUCACCAAUGUCUCUGAAUCUUAUGAAAGUAUCAUUGAAAAAGAAUCGAGGCUAUUUAGAUGCAUCAAAGUAAUAGCUUUGUCAACAAUAAGCACUGACAAAAUUAGAUCCAUGAUGCCCCUGUUUAUUCCGGUUAUUUUUAGUGGCUUAUUUUCUCCAAAAGCUUGGGUCAAAAAGCUUGCGACUGAUAUUAUUACACAUUUUUCCUUUACCAAUUCCAUGUCAUCUUCGUUAUAUUCCACACUGAAGAAAAACGUGAAUGAAAAUUGCCACUUAAUGUAUAUCAAAGAAUGUUACGCAAAUUCUACAACGAAUGUGCGCCUUGAUAAACGUUCGCAAGUGAUCCUUUCGAAUACAGAGGAAGUUACUAGGUAUGAGGCAUGGAUAUGGUGUGCACUGAGAGUAUUUUUAGGUCAUGGUAAAAUGGGAUCCAAAGUUGGAGCUUUCCCCGAAUUCAAAUUAAGCGGGCCAAUGGAUAACUCAUUUGUUGUCAAAUAUGCUGAAUCUACUGCACUUUUAUUAAGAUUGAUAAUCGAGCAUUCUGGAACUUUGAAUGACCGUUUGCAAAUGCGUAGAAUACUUCAAGUUGCAGGUCUUAACGAAUUACUUGAUAGAUGUGAGUUACUUGAAGUUCCUGAGAUCAAUAACGUUUUGAACGACCUUGAAAACCAAAGGAAAAAUGAUGAGUUAGAAUUCAAGAAAACCAAUGAAUUCAAAUCAAAGCAGAUUAAUUUCCAAGAUCCUGCGUCCUUAUUGAAGGCGCUUUGGGAUAAUUCAAAAGACACCAAAACAGGAGACUACUUACUUUCGCUAGUCCAAAAUAUUUUUCUCAAUGCCAAUACUUUGGUUGAAGAACACAGUGACGAUUUGAUAAGAAACUUGAAAAUGACCAAUGAUUUUGUUUCCAAUAUUACUAUGGCAUCUUCUGAUGAAGAUAAUAACAUGAACGUUAAUAUAAACAAGCUAUUGGCCUCAUACAGAAGUGAUGAUAUUGCCAGAAGAGCCAUGGAGGAGCAAAAAGAGGCUAAGAGAAAAGCUGAAGAACUAGAAGCCGAAAGAGACAACAUGAAGAGGCAAUUAGAUGAAGGAUCUAAGGGCCUUGUUGAAAAACUAAGAGUCGAAUUGGAAGAAAAGGACAGAAUGCUUAAUGGUAUGAAAAGAACGGUAGCAAUGAAAGAAAAUCAAAUCGCCGAUUUGAACCGAAAGCGUAUUAUUGACAGGCGUAAGAAUGAAGAAGAGACACGUAAAUUACUUUUGGCGGUUCAUCACAGUGAACAAAAGGCUGAAAAUGCUUUUGCGACCCUUAAACCAACACACAGCCGAAAUGCAUCAACUGGAUCAAAGUCUAGAUUUGCGAAUGACAACAAAAAGUAUCAUAAUCUGAAGAACAAAAUGUUUGCUCUUGAAGGUUUGGAGAAGGAGGCAAGGGAUUUGGAAAAGAUGGACUUUGAGGAAUUUAUAGACAGUAUUCCCGAGCCUCCUGUGAUCAGCAUUGCCAAUGAAAGAAGUUCAAAAGAUAGAGAUGCCGAUUUAGUAACUUUGAACUCUCUCAGAAAAAGAUUAGACUUUCUUCAAAAAGAUGCUAACAAGGUUAUAAAGCUUCAGUCAGAUCUUGACGAGCAAGAGCAUAUGGAAAAGAGGAAGCUACUAGCUUUAGAAAGAUUGAAUAAGCUACAAAAUUCGUUAAGGGAUCUGAAGUUUCAAGAAUUACAAUUUGAGACUGAAAAUAAAAAUAAGACAUUUAGUGGUAACAAAACAUUAGAUCCGUACAACACCUCCUUUGAAAAGCUUGAUACUACUAGAUCAAAGCAACUACGACAGGAACUAGAUGGUAUUGAAGAUCUUUGCGCCAAUUUGAAGUUCCAAUUAAGUUUGAAAGGCGAUGAAAAUAUUGAAGAUGAAGCUCGGAAAGCGGUAGAGGUUGCUGAAGCAAAAUAUGCCAGCGGUCAAAAAGCUCAACCAAUGGCACAAUUUUCUGCAGGACCUAUUGUCACUCCGAGUAAUGUCGGCAAGAUUGAUGUAAAUGGUAUGAGACCGUUCUUAGGAGAGUUAGAAAGGAAGGUUGCCAAACAGAAGCCUAUUUUGGAGGACGGAAAUGCCAACAGUGAAUCUUUACAAGAAGGUGCUAGGCCUAGAGGUGGCAUUGCCUACACAAAACCAAAAAGCGGGGAUGUGAUUGGUGGUUUUCAAAACGAUAAAGAUGAUGAGGAAUUGACUAGCAAUACGAGCCGAGCAAGAAGAGCCCAUUCAAGUAAAAAACAUAGUAACUUGGAAGACGGAGAAAGCUCUUAUAAUGAAGAUAGUGACGAUGAAGCAUAUGCAGUUGAAGGAAAGCGCAGACUUCUAAGAGGCUCCAAAAGGAGAGGUAACAACAGAAGCAAGAUCGAUCUUCUUUCUGAAGGCACCAGCAGCAGCGAAGAGAUGGCAAAUGAGUCAACAAUUGCAGCAACAGCUACGGUUCCGCCGCCACCUCCGCCACCACCUCCAGCGCUUCCAUCACUACCAGAAAAUGAGAAGUCAUCACCUCUGCAUUCUUCUUCUCUAUUACCUCCUCCACCACCACCACCUCCUCCCCCUCCUCCACUUUCUGGUAUGGGUGGAGCCCUUCCACCGCCGCCUCCACCACCACCACCACCACCACUGCCUGGUCUGAAUGGUGUCAUUCCACCACCGCCUCCAUUUCCUGGAAACAAAAGUAAGAGCUCGUCUCCAAACCUUUCGCCAAUCAUUUCAUCCAGUCCAUUUGACUACUUGCCAAGAACAAAAAAGAAACUAAAACAGUUGCAUUGGGAGAAAGUUGACGAUGUUGAAAACUCGCUUUGGUCGGAGAUGGAUAUUUCCCAGUUUGCUGAGCAAUUUAAAGAGAAGGGUAUUUUUGACAAUAUUGAGGAUCUGUUUGCGGCCUUUGAGGCGAAGAUGAACCCAAAGACGUCGAAGGUUGCCAUCGAGAAGAAAUCGUUUUUGAAUACACAAACAAAACAAGAGUUCAACAUUUGUCUACAAUCACUCCACAAAGAUUCUGACAUGGAGGUUGUUUUGAAGAUUCUUCACUGCUCAAGUGAGGUGAUGACGAAGCCAAAAAUCAUGGAACUUCUGGCUAAGGCUGAGCUCUGUGAGAUUCCAAACACGUUGGGUAAAAACCUUGAGCCUUACUCGACGGAAUGGAACUCGAAGGGCGUUGUGUCGAGACCAGACAAGGACCCUAACGAGCUGGCUAGACCGGACAGAAUAUACUUGGAGACGUUCUAUAACUUGAACCACUACUGGAGAUCGCGCAUGCGUGUGUUAAACAUCAUCACCUCGUUCAAGGAAGACUACGGUUUACUGAACGAGCAAUUGGACAAGGUUGAGGCAGCAUCGAGUAGUAUUGAGGAGUCUGGCAGCUUGAAGCAGUUGUUUGAAGUAAUUCUUUUGUUGGGUAAUUACAUGAACUCGGACAACAAGAAGGCGUUUGGGUUCCGGUUGAGCACGUUGCAGCGGUUGAACUUCCUCAAGAACCAGAACAACUCGUUGUCGUUUCUCCAGUUUUUGGAGAAGGUUGUGAGACGGGACUUCCCUGCAAUCCAGCGGUUUUUGCAAGAUUUGCAGCCCGUGAAGCAUGCGUCGAAGAUCUCCAUCGAGCACUUGGACAAGGACUGUGUGUCAUUGAUUUCGAGCGUGAACAACAUCGACUCGUCAUUGAGCACAGGGAACUUGAGCAACCCGGGCUCGUUCCACCCAGAGGACCGGUUUUUGAAGAUUGUCUACAGAGAGCUUCCCGAGAUGCGGCGGAGCGUGGAGAAGCUGGAGAACAAGAAGCUCAUCAUCAUGGAGCGCUUCAACGGCGUGAUGAAGUACUUCAAGGAGGAUCCGGACGCGGACGAGUUUGCGAGAAACAGCUUCUUCAAGAAGUUCAGCGACUUCAUUGCGAGCUACGAAAGGGUGUCUGUGGAGAACGUGGCCAUGGAGGAGGUGCAGAAGAAGGUUGAAGACGCCGAGCGCGCGCAGGAGGCGAACCAGAGGCGCAAGGAGGAGCGGCUCAACAACGUGAACAUCGAUCUCGAGAAGUCGAUCGAGAAGUUGAAGAACUCAGGCCUGCCCGAGAAGCGGAACCGGCUGAAGGAGCUCAUCAUCACGUCGCUCCAAAGCGCCUCUGCGCACGACGAUGCAGCCGAGCCGCCGUCCCCGCUUGCAGCUGUCCAGGCGCAUGAUGCUGCCGGCGAUGACCACAGCGAGCCCGACGGCCAAGACACUCGUCGUUCCUCUAGCGCCGGUGCCACCGCCCCACCGGCGGACUUCGACGGCUACCGCAUAGCAGACGACGGCAGCGUGGUGAGUCUGAAGCCCGGUGUUGCUGGCGACAGCGGCAGCACCAUCAACACGGAGACCGAGUCUGUCGACAGCGGGCUGCCCGACAUGCUGAGCGAGCGUCUGAAGCGCCGGCUUCUGCAGGGAAGCCGGACCGGGUCUGAGUGGUCAUUCUCUGUGCCCGAGCCAUAGCCAGUGGCUGUUGCCAGGAUGGGGCGGGGCGGGGCAACAAGGCGAAAGCUCAGCUUGUCUCACUUUGUCGCACCUCCGGCCACUAUAUUCUCACUAGCACUGUGUAUCUAUCUCGCUCUGCAUCUGUAACAUGUCCUGUUUCGGCGGCUGCGCCCGGCGGGCUCGAAAAAACGGCCCAUAGCGCCACGGGGCGCCCCUUUAGUGCCGCCAUCCCUACCGGCA
Pichia membranifaciens NRRL Y-2026 is the source of this 5710-nucleotide messenger RNA. RefSeq lists its product as hypothetical. The transcript has a single exon. Gene Ontology annotation, biological process: barbed-end actin filament capping; mitotic actomyosin contractile ring assembly; actin filament bundle assembly. Gene Ontology annotation, molecular function: small GTPase binding; actin binding. Bases 170 to 5488 code for a protein of 1772 amino acids. Gene Ontology annotation, cellular component: mating projection tip; cell division site; cellular bud neck. Lineage: Eukaryota; Fungi; Ascomycota; Pichiomycetes; Pichiales; Pichiaceae. The record is from RefSeq and is a predicted model, not a curated record.